Messenger RNA from Ricinus communis (castor bean), 1723 nucleotides. RefSeq names its product ABSCISIC ACID-INSENSITIVE 5-like protein 3. Lineage: Eukaryota; Viridiplantae; Streptophyta; Magnoliopsida; Malpighiales; Euphorbiaceae. Bases 661 to 1611 code for a protein of 316 amino acids. The record is from RefSeq and is a predicted model, not a curated record. Gene Ontology annotation, cellular component: nucleus. Gene Ontology annotation, molecular function: DNA-binding transcription factor activity. Gene Ontology annotation, biological process: positive regulation of DNA-templated transcription. The transcript has 3 exons.
GCAGAAUGGGCCGUACUUCUGUAAUGUUUGUGUUCUACAACGACAGAAUGAAAAACCCAUGAAAGAUCUGGGCUUCACCCUUAAGUAACCGCUCUAACGGUCAUUUGAAGCUCUUCAUUGAUCUUUCCAACUGUGAGAGAAAAAUGUGAAAGAAAUGAGGCACUGGCCGUUUCCUAUAGUAGAGGAAGAAGUAAUAGUUUUUCAACUUUCCCUUUCCAUAAUCCCACCAAUUAUGCAUCAAAAUCAGCUAUAUCUGUUGAGAUGAGGAGUCUCUCUCUUUCUUUCUCAAUAUUCUAAAUUUAGCCUUUUCAAAUCCACCCAUUUCUCCCUGAUCGUUUCUAACUAGUUCUUCGGUCUUUCUGGCGGCAUUUCGUUUCUCUUCCUUAGCUACCUUUCCCUUUUCCUUUCACUCCUUAAAAACGCAUAUUCACUCUCAAAAUUCUUUUCUUUGUUUCUUUAAAUCUUAUACAUCACUGUGCUUUAGUUGACCAUUUCAUUCAUAUACACCCACACUGGCAAAAGAAGCCUUUUAACUUGAUCUGAUACGUGUCAUUUGUAACUUUGACAGUAUUGGGUUAUUGAAUUUGUUAAUUUCUUGAAUGGUUAUUAUUAAAGUUAGUGUUUUGGUUGGUGCGUGUGGUUAUAUAAUAGAACAGAACUAUGGCGUCGCCGGAUCGAGCUCAGGAGCAACAGUUCCCUUGUAAUAUUACCUUUGAUCAGUUAGGAAAUGUAGGAAAGCUUUUGAGUACAAUGAAGUUGGAUGAGUUCUUGAAAAAUGUGAUUUCUGUGGAAGAAGCUCAGUUGUUGCAAAAUGUUAAUCCUUCUUCUUCAUCUUCUUCUUCUUCCUCUUCCUCGGCUCGUCCUUUCUUUCUGGGAGACUUUGAUUUGAAUAAUGGAAUGUUGAGUAAGAAACCCGUCGAUGAUGCUUGGAAGGAUAUUGAUAAUCAAGAACAUGUUAAUGUCUUGGCUAACCAAUCAAUUCAGCAACGACUUGGAGAAACUUCACUGGAAGAUUUCUUAGUUCGUGCUGGAGUGGUUAAUAUAGGGAAUCAGAAUGCUAUGCUUGAUCCUCAUCAACCCAUUAUGGAUAUUAAUUCAAUGGUUGUGGUUUCACAACAGGAAGAUUGGUUGCAGCUUCAGAGGACAGCUGUGCAGCAGGAGCAGCAACAGCAACAGCACCAGAUGACAGUUUUGGAUUCGGAUUUUUAUGUUUCGGAAUCAGGUUACGAGAACCCAGUUGUUGAUGUUGGAUACGCAGAUAAUCAACUGGCUAUAACCAUGCCAAUGCCAGCAAUCUCAGCUACCUCUUCAGAGUCUCAGGCAGUUGCCGAAAAGAAACGUCGAUAUUCUGAUGAGGUGAUGGAGAAGACAAUUGAGAGGAGGCAGAAGAGGAUGAUCAAGAAUCGCGAGUCUGCUGCCAGAUCACGAGCAAGAAAGCAGUUGGCAUGUCCACAGGCUUACACUAAUCAAUUGGAGCAUGAAGUAUUUCAGUUGCAGAAAACAAAUAGCUGGCUCAAGAAGCUAAAGCAGGAACAGGAAAGGCUACUAUCUUCUAAUCCAGUUGCUCCGCCCAGAUACCAACUUCGGCGAACCAGCUCAGCUUCAUUCUAACGUUUGUGAAUAUUUGAAAACAUUAAAAUUCUUGAUUAAAUUGAAUUUGUUUUUAUCUCUUUAAUGAUGUUAACAAACACUUGUUGCUCUGCUAUGGAUUUCUUUUUCUUUC